Messenger RNA from Salvelinus fontinalis (brook trout), 2388 nucleotides. RefSeq names its product lipopolysaccharide-binding protein-like. The transcript is spliced from 16 exons. The coding region runs from base 108 to 1538 and encodes 476 amino acids. NCBI's taxonomy places the organism in Eukaryota, Metazoa, Chordata, Actinopteri, Salmoniformes, Salmonidae. Gene Ontology annotation, molecular function: lipid binding. The record is from RefSeq and is a predicted model, not a curated record.
AAGCUAAUAGACUAUAUAUAAAUAUCACAUGAUUUGAGCACAGUCCCAAAUCAGACCUACAGCCAUCUAUCUACGCUAGAGCUAGAAAUCAACCUAGGGUGUUAAGCAUGUUAUCACUCCUAAUACUGCUGCUGAAUCUUACCAAUCAUGCUUUUGGACAAAAUCCUGCAAUAAAGGCCAUAUUGACAAAUAAAGGACUUCAAUAUGGGUCACACAUUGGGGCUGAUUGGAUGCAGGAGAAGAUAGGGAGUGUGAUCAUACCAGAUGUCAGAGGUGGUGUUGACAUUGGUAUAGGAACGGUGCACUACGUCCUUGACGGAAUCUCAGUGUCUGGGUGUGAUUUUCCAGAGCCUUCAGUGGAGUUCUAUGAGGGCGUGGGACUCAAGGCUGUGAUCAGUGGCCUCAGCAUUUCAAUGAGUGGAAAUUGGCACACACGUUUUGGCAUCAUAACCGAUGGUGGCUCAUUUGAUCUGGCAGUGUUCAAUGUGGACGUGACCUCUGUGGUGCAGAUAGGAAGUGAUUGGAGUGGACACAUUUCUAUCUCUAGUGAAAACUGUGAUGUCAGGGUCGGCGACGCAUCAAUCAAUUUCCAUGGAGGAGCCAGUUUGAUCUUCCAGCCAUUUGUGAGCCUUUUCCACAAUCGCAUUAAAGCUAUAAUUGAGGAAAGAAUCUGCCCAGUGGUUGAAGAGCGUGUUACAGAUUUGGAGCAACAUCUAGCAGAAAUGCAAGUGUCCUUCAAGGUCAAUUCUGCUCUCGUUUUGGACGUCCCCCUCACUAACUCACCCCUCGUUGAUUCUAUUAGCCUUGGUCUGGAUUUGAAGGGUGAGUUCUACAGUGUUCAGAGUCACACCGAUCCUCCUUUUAAGGCCGAGCCUUUUAAUCUGCCAGAGGACAAAGGCCACAUGCUCUCCCUGGGCCUGUCUGAAUUCACUGUCAACUCUGCCUCCUAUGCUUACUUCUCCGCUGGACUCCUGCAGGCCCAAAUAAAUGACAGCAUGAUCCCCAAGACCUCUCCUUUCCGUCUCAACACAACCUCCUUCGGGCCUCUCAUCCCUCAGCUUCCCAAGCUCUUCCCCAACAUGCUGAUGGAACUGCAGGUGUAUGCCAGGGACGUUCCAAUGUUUUCCUUCCAGGCUGAUAAGGUGACACUGGAAUUUCCAGGUGCUGUUAAGGCCUUUGCCAUCCAGCCAAAUGCUUCACGGACUCCACUGUUCAAGCUCAAUGUUGACUCCAUUUUUAGUGGGAUGAUACGCAUUUCAGAAGAGAAACUCAAAGGCUUGAUAGAACUAAGCAAUUUUACCCUGACACUUGCAUCAAGUGAAGUGGGAACAUUCCAGACUGCAGCCCUGGAAAAGUUUAUGAAGCUGGGGAUGAAGAUUUCAGUGUUAGCUAAACUGAACGCCAAACUGGAGGAGGGCAUUGUUUUACCCACCAUGCACCACAUCCAUCUGGUUAACCCUGCGCUGAAGAUCCAGCAGGGAUUUGUGUCCAUUGCAUCAGACCUUGAUGUUAAAUCUGGCGAGAGAGAGCAUUUCUGAAGGGAUUUACCCUUACCGACUCUAGGUGGUGCCUGCUAAUAUCAUUCAUUAUUAUCCCAGAAAAAAAUUAUGCAUUACUAAUUUCUUAAUGUAGAACUGCAAGUAGCUACACAGUAACUAAUGACUGGAUACAUUUUGCACCUGAAACACCAGCCGAUUCUUAUAGAUUUUAAAACCUAUUAUUCAAGAGACAAUUUUCAGCUUUACCUAGUUUUCAGUUAAUCAAUUAUCACAUGAAAUGUACUGCUUCUACGGAAAUUACAUUUGAGCAUUGCCCCAUUUUGGAAAUGGAUAACUCACUGAUUAAAGAGAGGAACAAGACAACUUGUACUGUAACGCUGCUAAAAACAACUGAUUGCAGCUCACAAUAAACCUGAUUGCAACUCUGGACAAUAAAGCUGUGUGAUGCAAUACAAUGAAACACCACAUUAAUACACCGAUAAAUUAAGGUUUUACUAAAAGUGUAUUUCUGUUUUCUUGAAGUGUUCGCUAUGGCAAGGUUUAACAAGGCUACAGUAAACAGGUAGUCCCCCAAGCAGUGCUUAAUUUGAGCCGGAACAGGAUCCGGCACCACAGAUUUGACUUAUUUCGUUCAGGUGUGGUGUCAAAAAGAUCCCCCCUGCCAGACCCCCCCCCCCCCCCCCCCCCCCCCACAUGAACGCGCACACACGCAAUUCUUCAUUGUUGCGACUUGCUUGAUAAUUGAGAUUUCUGAUCACGUUAGGCUCCGUUUCAUUUUAUUUUUGAUGUAAUUUUGAUCGCGGGGGAGGCACGAGUAUUGUCUGCAGUUUUCGGUUUGGCUAUUUGUUUCAAGUGUAUUAGUCUAUAAAUAAAUCUCUUUGCCAAAAUG